AUGCGGCCCAAAGCACCCACAGCACACUGCGAGACAGGUGGAGAGAAAUGGCAGAAGUGGGGGAGAAAAGUGUGGAACCAUGCAGCCCAGAGCAUCCAUAGCGUACUUCGCUUAGCUGGCCGGCCCCGCGGUGGUUUUUUCCGCGGGGAGUAUUCAUGCGCCUGUCAGUUGCCACCACCGUGGCAUCUGAUGAGUGAAGUGACAUACCACCGGCAGAUUCAUGGUGGGCCCGUGAUCGUGGUCAAGAAUGGCUUCCUGGACGAACGAUGCGGGCCCGAGGAGGAGAUCCACACCCGGGUGCAACGCUCGAAAUCCGCGCCGAACCAACGCCUGGAAAGUGCCGGGAACGACGCUGCUGAGAUUCAAACCGACGCAGACAGCAACUAUAGCUACAGGGAUCGUGGCCUGUCAGGAGAUGCUAGCACCAGCCUUGCGGCUUCAGAGGUUCCGCGAAGCCCGUUUGUGGGAUGUGAAGCCUCUGGACCAUCCUCGCUUCUGCAGAGUGCUCUGCGACAUACUCCCAAGCGAACCGCUGAGGAGCCGGUCGACGGCCUUUCCGAUUUCAAGCUGGAAGAUCCGGCGGGUCUGGUGCACUUUGACCUCAUUGGCCUUGACGAACCCGAGGGCAAUGUUAAGGGAAGAAGUUGGUCAGAGGAAUCGGAUCACAGAGUCUCAGCAUCGAGGACACGAGGGCCGCCUGCACCGCCUGCUGGGCAGCCUGCCUCCCCGGUGCUGCAGCCGCUCAAUGCCCAACUGCUGCAGCAGCUGUUGGCAGCACAGGCGCAGGCGCAGGUCAUGGGAGUCGCCGCGCAACACUUCUGGCAGUUACAGAUGCAGCCAUCCAUGCAUUCGCGGCCAUCCUCUGUGCAGCCGUCCAUGCAUUCGUCGCCUCAGAUCUCUCCGCAACUGGCACCACAGCUGGGAACGCACGUGCCGCAGCUGUUGCUGUCGCCGCUGAUGUCGCCACAAGGGCCGGAACCAUCGUUGCUGUCCCCGGAAUCUUCCCGACCUCAGUCGCCACAGCCAAACAACCCAUGCCCAGUGGGUCUGCAGGUGCCGCAGCCGCAUACGAUCAGGCAUUCACUGAACAUGGACAACGGCAUGCACCAGGUCUUUUGGCAUGUGGAUGCCUUAAAGCUCAAGGGACAAGAGAGACAAACAGUCUCCCCGUCUUUUGAGCUUCCUUUUGAAGGACAGGUGAGCUUCAGGUUAGUGCUAGUUCCAAAGCCCAAUCCGGAUGGCAAGGGUGGGGCAUCCUUCAAAAAAGCCAACGGAGUCGGGAGUGUUCACCUGAAGUGCGAGGCUGCAAAGGGCCUUGUGAACUUUUUCGUUUCAAUAAGCAACGGACGGCCAGACUUCAAUCGUGAGCCUCGUGGCCCCGUGAAGCACAACUUCGCAGAGCUGAGCACUUGCGGCUUGCGAAAAGGAGAGGAGAUGUGGGACUUUACGAAAGCCGUGGACAAAGAGACACAGACCUUCGCAGUUUGUCUUGAGAUAUCUUCGCUUGUUACAUGACAUCUGCACAGCUAGCUACAGGUUGGGCAAAACGCAAAGGGCCAAGAGAGUCG
Molecule: messenger RNA, 1568 nt
Organism: Cladocopium goreaui
Lineage: Eukaryota; Dinophyceae; Suessiales; Symbiodiniaceae
Source: the annotation of a GenBank genome assembly